AUGGACCUAACAUUCCAGGUUCCUAUGCAACACUGUUCUUUACAGCAUCAGACUUUACUUUCACCACCAGACACAUCCACUACUGGGCACUGUUUCCACUUUGCCUCAGGCUCUUCAUUCCUUCUGGAGCUAUUUCUUUGCUCUUCUCCAGUAAGCGUAUUGGAUACCUACCGACCUGAGGGGCUCAUCUUUCAGUGUCAUAUUUUUUUGCCUUUUCGUACUGUUAAUGGGGGUCUCAAGGCAAGAAUGCUGAAGUGGUUUCCAUUCCUUUCUCAAAUGGAUCAGAUUUUGUCAGUACUCUCCACCAUGACCUCUCCAUCUUGGGUGGCCUUUUUCCCCCUGUAUUGUGCUGUGCUUAGUCGCUCAGUCAUGUCCAUCUUUUUGUGA
Molecule: messenger RNA, 387 nt
Organism: Rangifer tarandus platyrhynchus (Svalbard reindeer)
Lineage: Eukaryota; Metazoa; Chordata; Mammalia; Artiodactyla; Cervidae
Source: the annotation of a GenBank genome assembly